AUGAGGGCGGGGCUGGACUUCCGGCGCCCACGACUGUCACUUUGCAGCCGGACUUGGGGCCGCACCGGCGAUCUGGGUCGGGGGCGAGGGUGGCUCCUCAGGAGCCUCUGGGGCCCGAGACAGAGCAGCAAGGAAGGACACGCUAGCCUGGCUCGCUGCGUGCCUCGCCCACCUGCGCGACGGGCCGCCGGAUGGUGGCUCCGCCUCCGAGCCUCAGUCUUCCCCUGGGCGCGCAGUCUGCCCGGUGGGGCUGGAGGGCCGCGCCCGGAGCCACGUGCGCUGCAGCCCUCGAGCAGGCCCUCGUGCGUCUCGCCGCACGCUCCGCGCCCGAGGCCGGUGGGGACUCGGAGGCCUACGCAGGCGCGUGAGGCCGGGGCGGCUCCGCGAUGCAGGUCGCUCGCCUCCUCCCCGCCUCAGCCCCAGGCCGGAUGGCGGCGACGGGCGCGCUGACGGAUCCGGCGCGGGGCCUGAUGGCUUUCGAGGAUGUGGCCGUGUACUUCUCCCGGGAGGAAUGGGUGCUCCUGGAUACAGGCCAGAGGGCCCUGUACCGCCACGUGAUGCUGGAGAACUUCGCACUUGUGGCCUCACUGGGAUUUUUCUCCUCCCCACCUCGUGUGGUCAUCCAGCUGCAGCGCGGUGAGGAGCCUUGGGUUCCCAGUGGGAAGGACUCUAUCCUGGGCAGGGACGCUCACAGGAGGCUGGGCCUGGGUUCCCAUUGGGUGGCUGAGCACAGAAGCAUUUCCAGAGAAGCCACAACGCGAGGGCCCUUCUCUGGCACCUGCCCUGGCCCUCUUGCUAGUGUCCCACCAGGCACCGCUUUGUCCAGAGAGAGGAAGCCCACAGGAGUUUCGGUGAUCUACUGGGAGAGGCUCCUGCUGGGUUCAGGGCUGCGGCUGAGCUCCCCACAGAGGGGUGGCGGGCCCAGGGACAAGGACCCAGAGGAUCGGUCGACGGUCCCUCGAGCAUCCCUCCAGCCAGACCCGGGGGAUCGUGGCACAGCCUGGGGGUUAGGGUUAGGGGAGGAGCAGGGCGAGCCAGGGCCUCUCCCAGGGGAGAAGCCCUUCGAGUGCACGGCCUGUAGCAAGGUGUUCGUGAAGAGCUCCGACCUACUGAAGCACCUGCGCACGCACACUGGUGAGCGGCCCUACGCAUGCGUGCAGUGUGGCAAGGCCUUCAGCCAAACCUCACACCUGACGCAACACUUGCGCAUUCACAGCGGCGAGACACCUUAUGCCUGCCCAGCCUGUGGCAAGGCCUUCCGCCACAGCUCCUCGCUUGUGCGCCACCAGCGGAUCCACACGGCCGAGAAGGCCUUCCGCUGUGGUGACUGCGGCAAGGCCUUCAGCCACGGCUCAAACCUCAGCCAGCAUCGCAAGAUCCACGCGGGAGGCCGGCCCUAUGCAUGUGCACGUUGUGGCCGCCGUUUCUGCCGCAACUCGCACCUGAUCCAGCACGAGCGCACUCACACGGGUGAGAAGCCCUUCGCCUGUGCGCUCUGUGGCGCUGCCUUCAGCCAGGGCUCCUCGCUCUUCAAGCACCAGCGCGUGCAUACAGGCGAGAAGCCCUUCGCCUGCGCGCAGUGCGGCCGCGCCUUCAGCCACAGCUCCAACCUCACGCAGCACCGGCUGCUGCACACGGGGGAGCGGCCCUUCCGCUGUGCAGACUGUGGCAAGGCCUUCGCCAAGGGCGCAGUGCUGCUCAGCCACCGGCGCAUCCACACAGGCGAGAAGCCCUUCGCCUGCCCGCAGUGUGGCCGUGCCUUCCGUGAGCGCCCUGCGCUCUUCCACCACCAGCGGGUCCACACAGGCGAGAAGGCCUUGCGGCGGCCAAGGGCCCGGCCUCCCCCAGCGGAGGAGAUGGCAGGGAAGGAGGCCAGGGCUCCCACCAACUCGGGCUCUGCCUAGGCCUGAGGCCCUUUAUACCUGGGGACAGGAUUGGUCACAGCCCAUGCUUCUGUCCUCAGAAAGGUCACGCAGCAGAGACAUCCAGCGUUCAACCAGAGGCAGGGCUUGCCCUGAACCUGUACAGCAGUCAGAGCCCCAGGAGGCUGCCUCUUGGGUGCUUCACGGGACCAGAAGCCUGGACAGGCUUCUCUGCGCAUGCACUAGCCACUUCCCCCAGGCCUCUGCCAUGUAGGGAUUUCCUUGGGCCUGCCCAGACCUCUGAAGGCUUUGGAAAUGGGGGUUUGGGGGCUGGCCUGUGCAGGUGACUGGGCUCUGAGCCUCACCUUCCUCCUCUGGGGUAAAAAAAAUCUGGCCCCACCUGACUAGCAGGAUCUUAAUAUGGUCCCACUUGGUCACCAACAGCCCCUCUAGGUACUGGAAAUUUCCUCCUGUGAGCUCUGUACUGGUGUCUAUCCCCACUUAAAAGAUGAGGAAGUAGAGUCCCAGAGAGGGGAAGUGAGUUCCCCAGGGCACACGGCAGAAACAGACUAGUACUCAGGCACACUGGCUCCCCAGGCACAGCAGACUCUGGAAAGAUGGAGGCCUGGGGUGGGGGGCAUGUGGCCCUCAGCAGUGGAAAGGUAGACCAAGGUAUGCUCUCCCUGGCUGUACCAUGCACAUUCUCACCCAAGCCGUGUCACCAGCUCCGGACACCAAAGUCAGUGUUCAAGGGACUUUUAUAUCUAAGGCUAUGGUAAUAACUUCGGAGGAAAAGAGAUAGAGUUGCUCAUUUUUGCUGGGUUGGUGGCCACAUGUCCCCUGUUCUCCCACCUGGGCUGGAAGAUGACUGCGGAACAGGGAGAACUUCCCAUUAUCUGAGACUGGUGCCCUCUGGGGCUUUGGCGGCAGAUGGGUGGGGUGGUCGCUUAGUUUGUUUUCUAUGUCCUUCAGCAGACCAGGCUGUGUUCCAACCUGAUGCCUCACUGGCAGAGAGUGAUCUUUGGACCGGAAAAACAAACUAGUAUUUACAACUUGGAA
Molecule: messenger RNA, 2921 nt
Organism: Heterocephalus glaber (naked mole-rat)
Lineage: Eukaryota; Metazoa; Chordata; Mammalia; Rodentia; Bathyergidae
Gene: Znf324
Product: zinc finger protein 324
Biological process (GO): regulation of transcription by RNA polymerase II
Molecular function (GO): DNA-binding transcription factor activity, RNA polymerase II-specific; RNA polymerase II cis-regulatory region sequence-specific DNA binding
Source: RefSeq, a predicted model, not a curated record